Messenger RNA from Paramecium pentaurelia, 1920 nucleotides. Lineage: Eukaryota; Ciliophora; Oligohymenophorea; Peniculida; Parameciidae. The record is from the annotation of a GenBank genome assembly.
AUGUAGUAAUCUGAAUUUGAAUCUAAAUUUAAUGAAGAGAUUGAAUUUAGAGAUUUAAGAUAUUAAGAACUUAAGAUUGAAAAGACUCAAUAAGAAAAAUAACAUUUUAAUUUAUUUAGAAAUAUUGAAAAUAAUCAAUUCAAAGCAGUUUAAGAAUUAGAAACUCUUUAUGAAAAUAAAAUAAUGAUUGAGAAUGAAAAAUAUCUAUAAUUAGAAUAAAUAUUAAUUGAAGAAAGAUAGAAAUUUUAAUAAAACUUGAAAGAAUUAGAAUAUGAUUGUUAAAAAUAAAUUAAAGAGAUUAAAUAGAAAUUUCAAUCUGAUUUAAAAUUGUUAUAUGAUGCAAUCAUUUCAAAUAAAAAUGAUAUUAAAACAUUACAAAAUAAUUAUUAAUCAAUUAUUUAAGAUGAUGAAAUCUAAGAUGAAUAUAUAGAAAAUACUAAAUAACAAUUUAAAUAAAAAAUUGAUGAUUUAUAUAAAGAAAUUUCAUCAAAAGAUAAGUAAUUAAUGAUGUAUAAAUCUGAGAAAUUUAAUUGUAAAGAAAUUGAUGUUGUUUAAUAACAAUUAGAAUUAGAAAUUUUAAAAUAAAAAGAAUCUGAAAAAUUUAUUUAAGAAUUAUAAAGUUAAAAUAAAGAAUUAAUGGAAAAAAUAAAUUUACAUGAAUAAGAAUUAUCACAUUGUAAUGAUUAGAUUAAAUAAUAUUAAAAAUAUAUAGGAGGAUUAUAAAAAUCAAAAUUAGUACUUAGUUUUAAAACAUAUGAAAUGCAAACUGAAAUGGAACCAAAAGAUAAAAAAAUUAGAGAAUUAUUAGAAAGUAUACCAAAAUUAGAAGAUGAAAUUAAUGAAUUAUCAACUAAAUUAAAAUAAUAUGAAGAAAAAGAUAAGAGAAUGAUUAAUUAAAUGAAAGUUAUGAAUGAAGAUAUUGAUAAAUUAAAAUAGAAUUGUAAAAAAUAUUAAGAUUUAUCAAAAUAAAUUACUAUGGAUAUAUAUAAUUGUUAUCAUGAGAAAAAAGAAAAAGUAUACUUAUCUAUUAAUUUAGGAAUGGGUAGAUUUUAUGAAAUAAAUGUACCAAAAAUAUAUAAGUAAAAAUGAAAAGAAUGAUAUUAGAAAUCCAGAAAAUAUUACUGAAUAAGAUAAAAAAACAGAAAUAGCCAUCAAAUUAUUUAUCAAAGAUAUUACUUCAAUGAUUCAUGAAUUUAGAGAAACUGUAUUCAAUUUAUAUAUAUAUAAAUUUAGGAUUGGCCUUAAUAAUUAAAAUAAUUAUAUCAAAAACAUUUUACAGGGGAAAUAACUAAUGAAUUAUGCAGACAAAAUCAAUUCUUAGUAAAAUCUUCCUAAGAAAAUGAUAAAAAAUUUAAAAAACUAUUAUUAUGGAGAGAUUAAGAAAUCUAUUUAAAAACUUAAGAAAAUAUGCAUCUUUUAACACAUUUGAAUUAAGUUCUAGAAAGAAAAAAGAGUUUGGAAACAAAAUUAGCUAAAUAGAUAUCAUAGUACGAAUCAUUACUGAAAACAUAAACGAGAGCUAAUUCUAUGUAAUAGUAUGAACAAAGACGAAGAAGUCAUUAAUAAGAAGUACAUUUUUGAGUUUAUACAAGAAAGAAUAGUGCAAUUUUAUAAGAUGAAGCCAAUCUGUAACCACUAAAUUAAUCUGUUGAUUUAGUAAAUGGGUAUAUCACAAAUAGAUUUCCAAAAAAGGGUAAAAUAAUAAAGGGAUAAAAUUAUAAUAAAUAAAAUUUGUCGAGAUUUGAAUAACAUCGUCAAUCAGAUUUAGUUACUUAAAUAGAAAUAUUAUAAACAAAAAAUUAAUUAUUGGAACAAUAAAUUAAAACUUUGAAGUUUAAAUUGAUUGAAGCUGGCAUUGAUGAAGAAGUAACAUAAACAAACACUUAAAGACCAUACAGUUAAAAAGUUAAAAGAACUUGA